UUUCCGUGCGGCAUUCAGUCUCACGUUGAACUCUGCUGCUGUUUGUUGUCAGCCGGCUGGUGAAUUAACCCCAAAGCUCAGAAGCCAUCCGAUUUGGCCAACUGAGCCAACUCAGUCAGCCGAAGGACGAAGGACCACGACCACGACAAUUCGCGACGUGUUGUUAUAGACCAGAAACCAGAAACCAAAACUCAGAGGUCCACAAAGGUGUCCUGUGAUCGCGUGACGAUAAUUGUUUGUGUGUCGGGUCCUAAAAAAAUUAACGAAAGAAAAUAUAAAUUAUCAGCAAAGUUCGUUGAUCUCUGUGCGCGCUUUUCAAUUAUUUUCGCCUUUUUUUUUUUGUUUUUGUUUUGUUUGCCGGCACAACCAAGCACACCCAAACACACACACGCAUUAUGUGGUUAUGUUGGUGAUGAUGAUGAAAAAAUUCAAUAACAAGUGGAAUGCAACAAAUGCGAAUGAAAUGAAAAAUUUGUCCACACAAGUGUGAAAAACCGAAAAGUAAAAAUCAGAUAAAACUGAGAUAAUCAGCGAGUGAGCAAGGCAACGAACGAGGCGAAGCCGAAAAACCCAAUCAACCAAAUAAGCUGAGGGCCAAAGUGCUCCGAGAACGAACUUAUACUUGGAUCUAAAGUAACGAUUUUAGUCGACUCACUUUGGGUUAUCAGAUAAUUGAAUCACCGCUAAAUUAUAGAGGUGCGCAACUUGAAGUAAUGUGGUCUAGACUUGAAAAACCUAAAAAUGUGUGUAAAGUCUACCAAAACUUCCAGCUUUGGGAUGCGAUGCAGCUCUCUCUCUUUUAACCAAUUGAAGUUUGAUUGAUUGAUCUGCGGAGCAAGGACAAAACAGCGACCAAAUGCAAGAUGAAUCCGGAUCAACCGAUGCCAAUGCAAACCGGGGCGCCUCCGCCGCCGCCGCCCUCGCAGCUGACCGCUGCCCCGCCCACCGGCUCGAUGGCCACGUCCACAGCGCCGCCACACUACGGCAGCGGAAUGGGAAUCCAGAUGCCGCCCACCUCGUCCGCCGGCGGAACCGCCGGCAACUACGUGUCCAUCGGCAUCCUGCCCAGUAUGUCGCCCGCCCAGCUGCCCCCGCUCCUCCUGCCCGCCCCGCCGCCCGCGACGACGACCUUCAAGACCACGCCCCUGUUGCCCAUGCCCACGCUCGAGGACAUUGAGGUGGCCAACCAGACGGGCGGCCAAAGUGGUCAGGUUAUUGUAUCCUUGGCCCAAACUUCAAUGGCGCCACCGGGUAUUUUAAAGUAUCCCACGGCGAGUUAUGUGAACGAUUUGAUGGCGCCGCCGCCCACCAUGUCGCUGCCCCUCCCCCUGCCCAUGCCCCUCACCACGAUUGUCAGUACCGCCGGCAGCAACAACAUGAGCGCAAGCAACAACAGCAAUUGCGGUACGCUUAAAAGCAAUGCCAAACUUUUGCCGCUGCAGCUGAUGGCCACGCCCCCCAGCCGUAAGGAGGCGCAGGCGGUAUCGAUUCAGGCCCAAGCGCAGGUGCAACACCAAUUACAGCAGCAACACCAGCAGCAACAGCAACAGCAACAGCAGCAGCAACAGCAACAACAACAGCAGCAACGGCAAAGAAAGCGGCAGGGAUUUUGCUCCUGCUUUGGUUCAGGUGGCGGCAGAGGGGGAGGGGCAGGCGGAGAGUGUCCUGGUGAGACCGGAAAGACACCGCCCGGAUACGGAAGCAAGGACAACGGCAAGAAGAAGAAUCGCAAGGCCACCACGCAAACCGUCUGGUCCGCCCUCCUCACAAAUCUCGGCAUCUGCAUGCUGCUGCUCGCCUACACUUUGCUCGGCUCCUUCAUCUUCCUGACCAUCGAGAACGAGGACUCGGCCCUGCUGCAUCAGCAGCACACAUUGGCCAGCACCAAGCGCAACAUGGCUGGCUUGGGUAUCGGAAUCGGGAUCGGGAACAGUGUCUAUCAGCAGAGGACACCGCAGCAGCAGUCGCAGCAGCAAGGACAUCAGGCGGUACAGGGUCGUCCGGCGGACAAUGACACGGUCGCCGCCGCCGUCGCCGCCCAAGGAAUGCCGUCCGGAAAUGCCAACGAUUUCGUCUACGGCGUGGACGAUGCGGCAGACUUGGAGGCCGGCGGCAUGCCGCAGUUCGCCCUUUCGCCGGACACCUACGAUGUACGGCAGCGGACCAUCGAGAAUAUCUGGGACAUCACCGUCUCGCUCAACAUUCUCUACAAGGAGAACUGGACAAAAUUAGCCGCACUUGAAAUAGCCAAGUUUCAAGACCAAUUAAUCAAGAGACUGAACGAGGAUGUUAUGCUGCAAUUAUCGCACGACGAUGUGGCCAACGCCCCCUCCUCAUCCUCCUCGGGCGCCUCUGGUGUGCCGGGGGGCAACAAUCCGGCCACGGAAGCCGUGCUCCUUCACACACACUAUCACCAUCACCGCGCCGGAGGCGUUGGAGGCGUCGGGGGCGUGGCAGUGGGAGGGGGACCGCCGCAUGAGUGGAAUUUUGCCAAAGCGUUUUUGUAUUCGCUGACCGUUUUGACCACAAUUGGCUAUGGGAACGUUGCACCGCGGACGACGCUCGGAAGGAUCGUGACCCUGGCGUACGCCUUCUUUGGCAUCCCAUUGACCCUGGUCUAUCUGAGCAGCACGGGCAGCAUUUUGGCCCGGGUGGCCCGCGAGGUCUUCUCGAAGGCCCUGUGCUGCUGUCUUUGCUCGAAUUGCGGCUACUGCUGUUACGACGAGAAGCGGAUGGCCGAAAAGGAGCGCCGGAUGCGACGGAAGAGACAGCAGGAGGAGUUGCGCAAACAGCAGGCCGUGAUGCAGGAGCCGUAUUACGUGAGGGAUGUCUUUCAUACCACACCCGAGAAGGACGCGGUGGGUGGUGGAGCUCCGCCACCAAAUGCUGGCGGACCUGGAGGAGGAUCUGCUGGUGGUGGAGGUUUGGCCGACAUCGACUCGCUUAGUGCCAGCGAAUCAAGGGGCUCCAUGCAUGGCCUCAGUAUCCUGGCUCCCAUUCUCCUCUGCUUCUCCAUGAUGAUCAUCUAUAUUGUUUUCGGCGCCGCCGUCUUGUAUCGCUUGGAGAACUGGCCCAUUCUGGAUGGCAUAUACUUUUGCUUCAUGAGCCUGUCCACGAUUGGUUUUGGCGAUAUGUUGCCGGGAUUGCGUAGGGAAUCGAAUGCCACCACCUGGUUUUGUUCGGUUUACAUAAUGUCGGGCAUGACCCUAACGGCCAUGUGCUUCAAUGUCAUCCACGAGGAGAUUGUCCAUCGGAUUCGCAUAGUGGUGGAGUUCAAGAAGUCGAGUGCUGCGAAUUCCGGCGGCAGUGUGUCGGGUGGACCAGGUGGUGCCGGCGGGGCCGGUGGCUCGAUGAUGGAUGUGGCGCACGAGGAGAGCGGUCAGUACUAUGUGCCAGCAUCUUGACACUACGAGAAGCGAGGGCAUCUCUACCAGCGCAACCCCACCGAAGAGACCCUGGUGACAGACACACCCACAUCGCUGGUACUGAAGGACUAUGUUAACCACGAGCUGGUGCCCAUCCUCACAAUGGAUCCGAAUGGCGCCCGCCUGGCCCCCGCCCCCGCCU
This is a messenger RNA of Drosophila elegans, 3567 nucleotides long. RefSeq lists its product as uncharacterized. The record is from RefSeq and is a predicted model, not a curated record. The transcript has 9 exons. Lineage: Eukaryota; Metazoa; Arthropoda; Insecta; Diptera; Drosophilidae. Gene Ontology annotation, cellular component: membrane. Gene Ontology annotation, molecular function: potassium ion leak channel activity. Bases 864 to 3404 code for a protein of 846 amino acids. Gene Ontology annotation, biological process: stabilization of membrane potential; potassium ion transmembrane transport.